Messenger RNA from Neurospora hispaniola, 1728 nucleotides. Its product is annotated as putative branched-chain-amino-acid transaminase. The record is from RefSeq and is a predicted model, not a curated record. NCBI's taxonomy places the organism in Eukaryota, Fungi, Ascomycota, Sordariomycetes, Sordariales, Sordariaceae. Bases 328 to 1545 code for a protein of 405 amino acids. The transcript has 2 exons. Gene Ontology annotation, cellular component: mitochondrion. Gene Ontology annotation, biological process: L-valine biosynthetic process; L-leucine biosynthetic process. Gene Ontology annotation, molecular function: branched-chain-amino-acid:2-oxoglutarate transaminase activity.
CGUCCACUUUCGUCCACUUUGCGCCGUGCGCGGGAAUCUAGGUUGGGCGGUCUGACUGACGGACUGACUCUUACGUACGAGCAGUGUGUAGUGUAAAUAGAUUGAUAUUACUGUCCAGUCCGUCCGUCCGUCCUCUGUCCUUCCUCUGAUCCUCUGGUCCCGGGUCCGAGUCGAAGAAGUCAUCACUGAUCUCUUUGUCCUUUGUUUUUUUCUUUCUCUACCAUAUCCACUUUAGUCCUUUUUGUAUUUAGACUAGACGAUUUGUUAUUUCCAGCCUUUGAUACCCAAACCCAAACCAAAAACACCAAACACCACACAUCACCAAAAAUGUUCCGCACCUCCCUCCGCAGGGCUGCGGCCUUCCAGCCCGCGAGGCCAUGCUUCGGUGCCUUUUCCGCCACUGCUGCCCGCCAGUACAGCGCUGCCGCUGGCACUGCCGACAUCAACCCUUCCAAGCUCAAGGUCGAGAAGACCACCCAGCCCAAGGGCCUCUUGAAGCCCGAGGAGCUCGUCUUCGGUCGCAACUUCACUGACCACAUGCUCACCAUCGAAUGGACCAAGGAGAACGGCUGGAACGCCCCCGAGAUCAAGCCCUACCAGAACCUCUCGCUCGACCCCGCCACCUGCGUCUUCCACUACGCCUUUGAGUGCUUCGAGGGCAUGAAGGCCUACAAGGACAAGGCCGGCAAGAUCCGCCUCUUCCGCCCCGACAAGAACAUGGCGCGCUUCAACAAGUCGGCCGCCCGCAUUGCUCUGCCCACCUUCGACUCGCCCGCCCUGAUCGACCUGAUCGCCAAGCUGGUCAAGCUCGACAGCCGCUUCAUCCCCGAGCAGCGCGGCUACUCGCUGUACCUGCGCCCGACCAUGAUCGGCACCCAAAAGACGCUUGGCGUCGGCCCUCCCGGUUCCGCCCUGCUCUACGUCAUCGCCUCCCCCGUCGGCCCUUACUACCCCACGGGCUUCAAGGCCGUCUCGCUCGAGGCGACCGACUACGCCGUGCGCGCCUGGCCCGGCGGUGUCGGCGACAAGAAGCUCGGCGCCAACUACGCCCCCUGCAUCGUGCCCCAAGUCGAGGCUAUGAGCCGCGGAUUCCAGCAGAACCUGUGGCUGUUUGGCGAGGAGGAGUACGUCACCGAGGUCGGCACCAUGAACUUCUUUGUGGCCAUCAAGGACAAGCAGACGGGUCAGAAGACCCUGGUCACUGCUCCGCUUGACGGCACCAUCCUCGAGGGCGUCACGCGUGAUUCCGUCCUCGCGCUGGCUCGCGAGAAGCUGGCGCCUGAGGGCUGGAAGAUCGAGGAGCGCAAGUUCACCAUGAAGGAGCUUGCCGAGGCGGCGAACGAGGGCCGUCUGAUCGAGGCUUUCGGCGCCGGUACUGCCGCUAUUGUGAGCCCCGUCCGCUCCAUCAGCUGGAAGGGUCAGCUCGUCAACUGCGGUCUUAAGCCCGAGGAGGAGAGCGGUGAGCUUACGAUGCAGGUCAAGAACUGGAUGGAGGCCAGGCAGUAUGGUGAUGAGGAGCAUGAGUGGAGCUAUGUUUGCGAGUAAAUUUUUAGAUACCUGAGCCAACUGGGUUACGAUGGAAGACAAAAAAUGAUUUAAGCCAAAGAUUUUUUCACGCAACAGUUAGAUCCGGAAAGUUUUUCCUGUAUAUACUUUAUGGGUUGUGACAUGGGAUUUGCGGUAGAUGGAUACUCAGCCAGUUCAUGAAGAAGCCUGUUAUUUCCAUUC